Molecule: messenger RNA, 741 nt
Organism: Fraxinus pennsylvanica
Lineage: Eukaryota; Viridiplantae; Streptophyta; Magnoliopsida; Lamiales; Oleaceae
Source: the annotation of a GenBank genome assembly
AUGAAAAGCCAAAACCUGCUGAAUGACAAACUUCUUUGCAGACAAGACUUUGGUGUUGAUACCAUAGUGGAGGAUUUUGACUUCAAGGAGUUGGAUGAAGUUCGAAAAUACUACCCUCAGGGUUAUCAUGGUGUAGACAAGCAGGGAAAGCCUAUUUACAUCGAACGAUUAGGUAAGGUUAACGUGGACAGACUUUUGAAAGUGACAACAUUGACUCGUUAUGUGAAAUACCUAGUCCAGGAGUUUGAGAAGACUCUUGCAAUCAGGUAUCCAGCAUGCUCCACUGCUGCAAACAGACACAUUGACUCCAGUACAACAAUUCUUGACGUUGAAGGAGUGGGCUUGAAGAGUUUUACCAGGCCUGCUCAAGAAGUCCUUGAGCAUCUGCGGAAGAUUUAUGCUGAUAGUGAUUCUAAGACACGUGGCCAAAUGUUUAUCAUAAAUGCUAGUCCCGGAUUUAAGCUGCUUUGGAAUGCAAUCAAGCCUUUUAUUGACCCUGAUAGAGCUUCCAAGAUUCAGGUUAUUAGCAACAAAUAUCGAAGCAAAUUGCUCGAAAUGAUUGAUGAAAGUGAGCUGCCUGAUUUCCUAGGCGGUAGCUGUAACUGUAUGUAUGAAGGAGGUUGUAUGAAGUUGGAUAAAGGGCCGUGGAAAGACACAUAUAUUGCUGAGUCAGGAUCCGAAACUAAAGAUACAACACCUGGCUCAGCAAAUUCAGAUUUAAGGGACUCAUUUACAGUCUAG